Messenger RNA from Phragmites australis (common reed), 1116 nucleotides. RefSeq names its product dehydration-responsive element-binding protein 1G-like. Bases 80 to 739 code for a protein of 219 amino acids. Lineage: Eukaryota; Viridiplantae; Streptophyta; Magnoliopsida; Poales; Poaceae. The transcript has a single exon. The record is from RefSeq and is a predicted model, not a curated record. Gene Ontology annotation, molecular function: DNA binding; DNA-binding transcription factor activity. Gene Ontology annotation, biological process: regulation of DNA-templated transcription.
CUUUCCCUCCGGAUUCAAAUCGAAUGCGUCGACUCAUUCUUCCACCCCUCCGCUUGCUCACUACUGCAGUAGAGCAGCCAUGGACGUCGGCGCGUUCAGCAGCGACUGCUCCUCGGGGACGCCGUCCCCGGUCGGCGGCGACGACGGCUCCUCCUCGUACAUGACGGUGUCGUCGGCGCCGCCCAAGCGGCGCGCCGGGCGGACCAAGUUCAAGGAGACGCGGCACCCGGUGUACAAGGGCGUGCGCCGGAGGAACCCCGGCAGGUGGGUGUGCGAGGUGCGGGAGCCGCACGGCAAGCAGCGGAUAUGGCUCGGGACUUUCGAGACCGCCGAGAUGGCGGCGCGCGCGCACGACGUGGCCGCUCUGGCGCUGCGCGGGCGCGCCGCAUGCCUCAAUUUCGCCGACUCGCCACGGCUGCUCAGGGUCCCGCCGGCGGGCUCCGGGCACGACGAGAUACGGCGGGCGGCGGCCCAAGCUGCCGAGCAGUUCCGGCCAGCCCCCGACCAGGGCAAUGUGGCCGCCGAGGAGGCGGCUGCUACACCAGGCGCCUUGUCUAGCGUGACGCAGACCGCGGAUGAUCACCCGUACUGCAUGAUUGACGAUAGGCUCGACUUUGGGAUGCAGGGGUACCUCGACAUGGCUCAGGGGAUGCUUAUUGACCCGCCACCAUUGGCAGGUUCGUCUGCGACUGGCGGCGACGAAGACGACGACGGUGAGGUCAAUCUCUGGAGCUACUGAUCGUGCGCGUUUGAAGCAAGCUAACUUGCUUUGGACGCAGAACUUCCAAUGUACAGGCUAUGGGAAUCUAGUACGAGCCAAAUAUACCCCUGCUCUUCUGUUCUGAUGAAGUGUGAUCAGGAGAAGCAUAAAAUGCGGUUUAUCUGCAGUUUGGUAGGCGGUUGAGCGUUGGUGCUAAAGAUCAGUAGAUCACUCUUUCUAUGCAUUAUGCAUAAGAACGGCGAUCUUGAGAGUGUUAUCAUGAGCACUUGAGUAAUAAGCAGCAAUGUAUGUGGCGUGAUAUAUGAAAUUGGGAAUGGUCCAGUGGUAUUGCUGCAUUGACUUGACAUGUUGCAGGGAUCAGCAACCAGAUAUAAAAAGCUAGACCUUUAAAUCCA